Molecule: messenger RNA, 2151 nt
Organism: Electrophorus electricus (electric eel)
Lineage: Eukaryota; Metazoa; Chordata; Actinopteri; Gymnotiformes; Gymnotidae
Gene: bin2a
Product: bridging integrator 2a
Biological process (GO): phagocytosis, engulfment; podosome assembly; plasma membrane tubulation
Cellular component (GO): plasma membrane; podosome; cytoplasm
Molecular function (GO): protein binding; phospholipid binding
Source: RefSeq, a predicted model, not a curated record
UCCAAAGUUCAAGGGUUUUCAUGAGCACGUAUCUUGAAAGAGCGUGCAGAGCACAUGAAGUCUGGGCUUGAAAGGACCGGACUGAUUGGAUAACAUUUGAAAACCUUAGAAAAGGAAUGCAAAGUGAGAGCCAACAGGGCUCGGGAUAGAGAAUAGUGUUCCUCGGCAGGUCAGAUCCACGUCUGGACGAAGGUGGGCGCCAUGGCAGAGAGGAAGGGCAGCACUGUCUCAAGCACUCACUCAAAAGGCGGAGCUGGUGUGUAUACAAAGCACAUCCAAAGGAAGCUCAGCAGGGCCCAGGAGAAGGUUAAGCAGAAGUUUGGCAAAUUAGAUGAGACACGAGAUGCGCAGUUUGAAAUAUGUGUUGAAAACCUCCAAGAUCAACAGAGUGAUGGACACAGAAUAUACAAGGACCUUAAGGCAUACUUAAAUGCUGUCAAAGUGAUGGGAGAUGCUUCUAGUCGUCUUUUCCAGUCUUUGUUCGAUGUCUAUGAGCUUGACUGGGAGGGAGGAGAGAACCUUGGGGCUGUUGUGGAGGGAGAAGACCUGCUGUGGAAUGAUUAUGAGACCAAACUGCGAGACCAGUUGUUCACCAUGCAAUCCUACAUGGGCCAGUUCCCAGACAUUAAAGAAAGAGUGGCCAAGAGAAACAGGAAACUUGUGGACUUUGAUUCUUCUCGCCACCACCUGGAGUCGCUGCAGAAUGCUAAAAAGAGAGAUGCCAUUAAAGCAGGCAAGGCUGAAGAGGAGAUGAAAUCAGCCAAGAAGAUCUUUGAAACUAUGAACUGUGAGCUAAAAGAGGAGCUUCCAGUUCUCUACAACAGCCGCAUCGGGUGCUAUGUAACAGUCUUCCAGGCUAUUUCUGACUUGAGGGAUAUCUUCUAUAAGGAAAUGUCCAAGAAUAAUCAGGAUUUACAGAAUGUCAUGAGCAACCUCAGUGCCCAACAUCCUGAAAAGAAAUUUAUGAUUAAGAACUUCAGCCGAAGCGGAUCAUUGAAAAGGAGGUCACUUAAAGAUACGUUGUCUCCCAGGUCACUGAGAUCCAGCUUCUUAGAGUUCCACGCCAGUUACAGUCCCAAAGGUCCUCUCAGGAGAGAGAACUCUUCCAGUUUCAGGUCUGACAGAGCUGUCUAUGGAUCUUACAGCCCUGAGCACCAGACCAGUCCCAGCAGGUUUAAACCCACAGAGAUCCCCGAUCCCAGGGUCGAAGGCCCAGACCAAAGCUGCACAAGUGAGAAAACCCUGCCAGGGGAGGACACGCCUUCUGCUGCUACAGUGACAGACAACACCGAAGCCUCCGGAAGGGCCUGCAGUGAGGUGAUAGAGGGUGACCAGCCGUCAGUCUCGCGUCCAGACAAAGAAAAGACAGGUCCGUGUCUAAAAGACGAUUCAUCUUUGGAAGCUAGUGACGAGAAUGACCAGGAAAAGAAAGAAGAUCAUUCUGAGAGAGCCAGUCCUGAGACGUCUUGCACCCUCGAUGCCCCUGAAGUCCACAGUCAGCACUUGGAGCAGAUGAAUGAACCUGGACCUGUUGGAAGGGACAACGGAAUAGCAGAUAGCGAAGAGUCUGAAGGCUCCUGUAAGCAUACCACCAUGAAUGAUAUGUUAGGCAAAACGAAGGAGGAAACAGAAGGGCCUCUAUGAAGAAAAAGGGUUAGUAGGGAUGAACUGGAAUAAAUGGAUCACUACGUUAUGUUGAAGUGAAACCUACACCAUGUGUUUGUAACACAUCAUAGUUCUUUCAGCUCUUUGAUUAAAUUGUAACCUAUUAAACAUAAAUGAUCAAAUUACCAUAUUUACUUGAACCUACUUUAACUGCAGCUGAUUAGAUAUUACUAUUCAAGUUCAUUUCCACCUGUUUUAUGUCAUUCAUUCACAUGCAGAGUUGCUGCACACACAACCCUGAGACUGUUGAUCUAUCUCUUUUUAUUUCCAUGUACCAAAAAUUAUUCAAUUUACUUUGAUUUUUUUCUUAAAUUUAAAUUGUUGUGAGCUGUUGACAAAAUGCCACAAAUCAUGAAUAAAUUAGUUGAAAGAUUCCUGUUUAAAAUAUUAUUUAAUAUGUUAUAUUUUCCCUAUUCAUGGGGACCAUAAUGUCAGGUGUAGCCAGCAUGUCGUUAUUAUAGAUAUGAUAUGAUAUGGUAUGAUAUG